AUGUGCCUCGCCCGCCUGCUCCUCUUCACCUGCGGCUGCCGCACCCCGGCCGAGCGGGCCGACGACUGGAUCCGCCGCUGCCGCCAAGGCAAGAUCUUCCACUACUCCGAGUGCACGGCGCGGAAGACGCGGACGUAUGUUUUAAGCUUCCCGUGCUGGUCGUGCUACCACGCGCUGAAGCUGGGGAAGUUGCAGAUUGGUGAAGGAGAGGAGAUGAAGGAGGAAGACGACGAGGGCGAUGAGAUGAGUGAGAAGAUGGAGGAGGUGUGGGUGGAGGAGGGUAGAGGGGAGGGCGAUAGGUAG
Messenger RNA from Mytilinidion resinicola, 303 nucleotides. RefSeq lists its product as uncharacterized. The record is from RefSeq and is a predicted model, not a curated record. The transcript has a single exon. The coding region runs from base 1 to 303 and encodes 100 amino acids. Lineage: Eukaryota; Fungi; Ascomycota; Dothideomycetes; Mytilinidiales; Mytilinidiaceae.